Messenger RNA from Eufriesea mexicana, 2190 nucleotides. Its product is annotated as coiled-coil domain-containing protein 142. The transcript is spliced from 13 exons. The coding region runs from base 1 to 2190 and encodes 729 amino acids. The record is from RefSeq and is a predicted model, not a curated record. Lineage: Eukaryota; Metazoa; Arthropoda; Insecta; Hymenoptera; Apidae.
AUGGAUACCAAUUAUAGAGCAAAUAUCAGCAAGUGGUUAUCACCUCAGGGUGACAUUGUCGGGAGAUGGUUUGUCGAUUCGUCUAUGCUCGCAAAGAGGAUGGACGAUCUCGUGGAACGCAUAGCCUUAAUCAUCUGGGACAUCACAAAUGCACAGACCUGCAAUUUCGAGGUGUAUAAAAGAGUGGCGAACGAUUUAAAGGAGAUGAUGGAAGAUUACAUAUUGAUUAGUACGAUAAGCCUUGAUAUACAGCCGAUUUACAAGUACAAGAUGCGUCACUGCUUGAUGAUAAUGAAACGGAAAGUGAACAUUCUCGCGAGAUUCGUUCGCAAUCUGAUAAACGAGAUAGUUGAUUGCAAAAAUGACGAGCUGUUAAGAGUUAUCUUCAGAUUGGUGAACAUUUACAAUGAUGUACUAGAUAUGAACAUCGAUGUCUCAGACUCGUCAACAAAUGUAUUCUGUAACGAUUGCCCAAACAUGCUUGAACCGAUGAAGAAGAUGUCCGUUACAAGAAUAUUACAGAUAUUGGCGAAAAAUAGGGCAGAGGAGUCGUGUCACGAACUCAUCGACUGCCUUUUAACAAAUUACGAGCCCCAUGAGAAAACUGAUCCUUCCUCAACGAUGUCCGGUGAUGCUGAUAUUUCCGAAAAUUCCAGUAUCGAGAUAUACCGAGCCCUUACGAGACACUUAACGCCGCCGAUCGAAAGUUCCUCGUCGAAGACGGAGCCGGAAGUGUCGAAUAUCGAGAGCAUUCAGACAUUGGUCAAUACUCAGAAUGAGCAGGUGCUCAGACUUUUAAACGUCGUUCAAGAAGUUUCACCCAGAUUAUUGGGCACGGAUGCAUUAAAAACUAUCAAAGGCGAGGCGAGAUUGAGAAGCAGCGCGAUAAAGAAGGUGAAAAAUUACUACCAAGAAGUGGCGUGGGGCGCUCUAUCAGGUAUUUUGGAUCACGUAGUCCUUUGGUGGUCGCCAGAAGCACUUGCCACUCGUCAUUACCAUGGAGCAGAGCAGUUGAAAGAUUGGCUCAGUCAAUUCAUCCAGAAGAAUCGUGUACCACACACGGUGAGACCGGCAUUACAGAAUCUUUGCGAUGCUCUUGGUUGUCAUGCUACCAUCACCGAAUGGGACCAGUUAUUUAGACUAGCCUAUACGUCGGCUUUUAAGUGUCAGUCGAAAGCUUCUUCCACAGAGGGGUCUGACACCGGCCAAAUGUUCGUAGAAUUGUUCCAAUUGCUCGUUAGGUUGAGUAACGAGUGCGAAGCAGGCGGUGAAUGGGUAAUAGGAGCCCCAUUGAUGGAGCUACCACUGUCAGAGCAGAUAGUCGUUCUUCAUCGAUUAGAUCAUUCCGUACACACAGCGAGGUUAUGGAUCGAACAAGAGGCGAAGAUCAUAGCUCAUACGUGGGAUCUAGACGUGUUCUUCCUCCUGGUAAAGGGUGACAUAGUGAAUUGCCUCGAAGAAUUAUCUUAUUUAAAGCUUGCUGAUCAUACGAAUGCGUUAUCGACAGAUCCCAUCAGUGUUCAGGUGUAUGUUUGUGCAAAGAUGAGGGCAAAAAUUGUGUCCGAAGUAAACGUGAACAUAGAUUUACUUCAGAAGUGUGCUACGAAAUGCAUAGACAUUCUAGCAAAAAUCUGCCGCGUGGUUAGUCUGGCAAACUUGCACAUGUGCUUUCCACGGUCGAGUUAUUGGAGGAAAGGUUGCGACGUUACUCCAGUGGCUGCUAGUCUUUACGUGGAGCCUUACUUCGAAAAAGUAUUGUUUCCCGUGUUGGAAGUUAUCGAGGACCCCGAGACGUCCAAUAUGAUCUUAAAAAUUAUGUGCGAGGCAUGGCUGGAUUACAUCUAUCUGCACCGAAUUAAAUUUAGCGAAUAUGGUGCAUUGCAAUUGCUCACGGACUUCGCGUACGUGUCGAAAUGGGUGACUGAUUGCCCGAUCAUUUCCCAGAAUGUGCGAAAUCAACUUUUGAAGAACGAAGUGUUACGACGAUGCGAAGGAGUGGGACGAUUGCUUCUCCGCCACCCUGGCGAAGCUAUCUCUAUGCGCAAACGACAUACUAGAAGGACAAAUGAACGUGGAUCGCCUGAAUCUCCAGGAUUGGAACGCAUGCCAGCGGAAAUGUACGUCCCCAAUCAGGAACAAUGGCUGGAGCUUCGCGCCUCGAAGAGAUACAAUUUUUGUUGUACCGAAUGA